AUGUCGCUGCUUGGUCAAUCCCUGAAGCAAUACCCCGGGCUUCCAUAUUAUUUACAAGACAUGUAUUCAUGGCUACAUGACACCGAACCCAUAUGGGGCUACAUAACUACCGGACAACAUAUACUCCCCAGUCCCAUGCCGCUUCCCGCGUGUGGUCGACCUUACCACGAAGUAUAUGAAGCGAUGAUUCUAUGCGGAUCCCAGAGCAAAAGAAUCUUAAGAAGCUCCCUUCGACAAAUGUGGGCUAACCACGAACCACGCGUUAACGAAGAUGCUUCCCAGUUCAACGCAGCAUCAAUAGACCACGCCCGUGGUCACUUCAAAGCCUGGAAAAUCGAGCAAGGGAAGGCUGAUGACUUCCCUGGCUAUCGUUUAUCUGUCAUGAUUGACGAGGAUUGCUUUCAGACUUUGCAGAACGCUCCACUUUCAGAGAACUUGACAACAAGACUAGAAGACAGACUGCUUCAUUAUGUGAAAAUCAGUGAGGGCCUGGAGGAAGAGCACGAGCCACCGUUUCCAGGGUGGAUGACGUGCUCCCUACCCCAAAUGUAUCCAUGGAUGAUCUCUGGGGGAAUAUGA
Molecule: messenger RNA, 579 nt
Organism: Penicillium brevicompactum
Lineage: Eukaryota; Fungi; Ascomycota; Eurotiomycetes; Eurotiales; Aspergillaceae
Exons: 2
Coding region: 1-579 (192 amino acids)
Source: RefSeq, a predicted model, not a curated record